This is a messenger RNA of Synchiropus splendidus (mandarinfish), 2188 nucleotides long. RefSeq names its product vesicular inhibitory amino acid transporter-like. Gene Ontology annotation, biological process: amino acid transmembrane transport. The record is from RefSeq and is a predicted model, not a curated record. The transcript has 8 exons. Gene Ontology annotation, molecular function: amino acid transmembrane transporter activity. Lineage: Eukaryota; Metazoa; Chordata; Actinopteri; Syngnathiformes; Callionymidae. Bases 497 to 2188 code for a protein of 563 amino acids. Gene Ontology annotation, cellular component: vacuolar membrane.
UAUGCGCACGUUUUUUUUUUUUUUUUUUUUUUGUUUUUGUUUUUACUUUACAGCGAAGUGAGUUAUUUAGUCCCAGGAAAGAGGAACAUUCAGGUCCCUAGCGAAUGACAGUUCACCUUAUUUUGACUUAUGUUGUCUCUAUUUAAGCCCAGGAAAAGCGCAGCUGACCAGUGUUGCGCGCGGCAGCAAAGUUGGUUAGUCGCACUUCGAGCUCCUCCUGCUGCCCUGACCAACUUAGCACAGUCUGGGCCCAACACUGAGCCCAGCUGUGUGGUCAGAGGUGCGUCAGACAUGUUUGUGAGAGGAGCUGUCACGGUCCGCAGCCGCUCAUCAUCACUUCUAUUAUAAAGUUCCGGCCCACUGAGCCCUCAGUCAGCUCACCCACCUGAGAGCCGGGACUGGCACCUGCAGCUCCCAAACAUCUCAGAUAAUGAGCCUUAAACAAGCCCAGUGAGCGUCAGAGCGCCAGACUCCUCCAGGCUGGGACCGACUGAAGAUGGGCUCCCCACUGAGGGCUGGCGGGGCCAGGCCUCCCUGGAGGGCCGGCGGGUCGCUGUGGAAGUGGGCCGCGUCCAGGCUGCCGCACGACUGGACUGCAAGGUUCUCAGCGGAGGAUCAGGAGACGAUGGUUCUGACUCAGUGUGAUGAGCUGAACACGACCUACAGCCAGGACAGAGGAGCUCCCUUCCACAGUCUCACAGGUGAGGACAGCGCAUGGGUCACACCGUCCUCAGAAGGUCCGCAGACUCCAGCACCGGACCUCGUGGCAUCGACAAGUGCGCAGAGACUGAAGAACCUGAAAGGCAGCAGAGUAAUUCUGACGUCCACUGGAGCCCAGACCUCCUCAGUGACUCCCACAGAUGGUUCCAUUCACUGCCACGCCACCCAGAGAAGACCAGACGUACGUCCUGGAGCGUCCAGAGGACCAGAGGAGCGGCGGAGUUCUGGAGGCACCUGCACCUGCUCCAAACCAGCUCCCACCAUCACGGCCUGGGAGGCAGCUUGGAACGUGACCAACGCCAUACAGGGGAUCUUUGUCCUGGGUUUGCCCUUCGCUCUGGCCCAGUCCGGCUACCCGGGUCUCGUCCUGCUGGUCCUGUCCGCCUGGGUGUGCAACCACACCGGAGCCAUCCUGGUCUCCUGCCUGUACGAGGAGCACGCUGAGCCGUCGAGGGUCCGCGUCCGGACUAGCUACCGUGACAUCGUGGAGGCCUGCUGCGAAGGUCUGCUGCCACCCGGACUGGGCGGGCUGAUGGUCAACAUCGCUCAGGUGGUGGAGCUGCUGAUGACCUGCACGCUGUACCUGCUGGUCUCCACCAGUCUGCUGAGCGACUCUCUGUCAGCGCUGGCCGUGCCCAGAUCAGCGUGUUCGCUGGUGGCUCUGCUCUUCCUGCUGCCCUGCCUGCUGCUGACUGACCUCAGGCCAGUGUCCACUCUCAGCCUGCUCUGCUCCAUGGCUCACAUUCUCAUCAGCCUGCUGGUCAUCGUCUUCUGUCUGAGCCGCGCCAGCGUCUGGUCCUGGUCCUUCCUGUCCGUCUCGGUGGACCCGGAGAACUUCCUGGUCUCAGCAGGCGUCAUCAUCUUCUCCUACACCUCCCAGAUAUUCCUCCCGACUCUAGAGGGCAGCAUGGAGGACCGAGGCCACUUCAGCGCCAUGCUGAGCUGUACUCACGCCGCCGCCUGCGUCCUGAAGACCUCCUUCUCCCUGCUGGCCGUGCUGACCUGGGGGUCCCAGACCAGCGAGGUCAUCACAGACAACCUGCCCUCCGAGCUGCGGGCGCUGGUCACUCUGUGUCUGCUGGCCAAAGCUCUGCUGUCCUACCCGCUGCCCUUCUACUCGGCGGCGGAGCUCCUGCAGAGCAGCCUGCUGGGAGGUGAGCGUCUGAAUCAUCUGCCUCAGCACGGCGGCAGCUCCCGCUGGAUGCCGCUCCUGCGCGCCGCCCUGCUGGCGACCACGUACCUCCUGGCCUGUGUGGUGCCCCGCUUCUCCCUGCUGAUGGGUCUGACGGGCAGCGUGACCGGGUCGGCCAUGACCCUCAUCCUGCCCUGCCUGUGUCACCUCAGGCUGCAGUGGAGGCUCCUCAGCGGGAGGCAGCGGCUGGUGGACGCUUGCAUUCUGAGUCUGGGGGUCGUCUGCAGCGUCUCGGGGGUCAUGUGUUCGGUGCGGAGGCUGGCGGGCGAGCUGUAG